UAUCCCCUAAUAUCCAUAUAUUUUUUAAAGGUUUUGUGUUUGGUGGAGUUCAAAAAUAUUAAGUGCGAUUCGUUGGAUUCUGAGUUUGAUGCAUUUGAAUACUGCUUAUUGAAAUCUGUAAAUCGAAGCUACAAAUACUUGUCCCUAAAAGUGAAGCUGUACAAAGUACCAAUUACUAAAGUGAAAGUUAAUUUUGCUUUGCUCAAAAAAUUUAAUGGAUAUAAGCCGUUUUUAUAUAAUAUCACCGUAGAUGCCUGCAAAACUCUUCGAAAUCCAAAGUCGAAUCCCAUAUUCGGUUACUUCCAUGACGCAUUCAAAACUUUCUCCAAUAUGAAUCAUACCUGUCCAUUUGAUCACGAUUUAAUUGUUGAUAAGCUCAAUAUAAAACACAUGGAUAAAAAUAUUAAAAAUAUUUUCCUGUUGAUUGUUUUGUGUUUGGUGGAGUUCAAAAAUAUUAAGUGCGAUUCGUUGGAUUCUGAGUUUGAUGCAUUUGAAUACUGCUUAUUGAAAUCUGUAAAUCGAAGCUACAAAUACUUGUCCCUAAAAGUGAAGCUGUACAAAGUACCAAUUACUAAAGUGAAAGUUAAUUUUGCUUUGCUCAAAAAAUUUAAUGGAUAUAAGCCGUUUUUAUAUAAUAUCACCGUAGAUGCCUGCAAAACUCUUCGAAAUCCAAAGUCGAAUCCCAUAUUCGGUUACUUCCAUGACGCAUUCAAAACUUUCUCCAAUAUGAAUCAUACCUGUCCAUUUGAUCACGAUUUAAUUGUUGAUAAGCUCAAUAUAAAACACAUGGAUAAUCAAUUUAGUAGAGUGCUUCCCUUUUCUCAUGGCGAAUACCUUUACCACUCGGAAUGGUAUGCUCACGAUAUCAAGCGAGCAAUUGUGGAGGUCUAUUUCAAUCUUUACUAA
Molecule: messenger RNA, 906 nt
Organism: Drosophila ananassae
Lineage: Eukaryota; Metazoa; Arthropoda; Insecta; Diptera; Drosophilidae
Exons: 6
Source: RefSeq, a predicted model, not a curated record